Sciurus carolinensis (gray squirrel) is the source of this 7679-nucleotide messenger RNA. RefSeq names its product protein tyrosine phosphatase receptor type G (gene Ptprg). Gene Ontology annotation, biological process: protein dephosphorylation. Gene Ontology annotation, molecular function: protein tyrosine phosphatase activity; protein binding. Lineage: Eukaryota; Metazoa; Chordata; Mammalia; Rodentia; Sciuridae. The record is from RefSeq and is a predicted model, not a curated record.
UGCUUUCUUCUUUUCGAUGUGCGUUUUCGGACAUGCGGAGGUUACUGGAACCGUGUUGGUGGAUUUUGUUCCUGAAAAUCACCAGUUCCGUGCUCCAUUAUGUCGUGUGCUUCCCGGCAUUGACAGAAGGCUACGUCGGGGCCCUGCACGACAGCAGACACGGCAGCUCAGUGCAGAUCCGCAGACGCAAGGCUUCAGGCGACCCAUACUGGGCCUACUCUGGUGCCUAUGGUCCUGAGCACUGGGUAACGUCUAGCGUCAGCUGCGGGGGUCGUCACCAGUCUCCAAUAGAUAUCUUAGACCAUCAUGCACGUGUGGGUGAAGAAUACCAGGAGCUACAACUUGAUGGCUUCGACAAUGAAUCUUCUAACAAAACCUGGAUGAAAAACACAGGGAAAACAGUGGCCAUCCUUCUCAAAGACGACUAUUUUGUGAGUGGUGCUGGCCUACCUGGCAGAUUCAAAGCUGAGAAGGUGGAGUUCCAUUGGGGCCACAGCAAUGGCUCUGCCGGCUCUGAACACAGUGUCAACGGCAGGAGGUUUCCUGUGGAGAUGCAGAUUUUCUUUUACAAUCCAGAUGACUUUGACAGCUUUCAAACUGCAAUUUCUGAGAACAGAAUAAUUGGAGCCAUGGCCAUAUUUUUUCAAGUCAGUCCGAGGGACAAUUCUGCACUGGAUCCUAUUAUCCACGGGUUGAAGGGUGUUGUACAUCAUGAGAAGGAGACCUUCCUGGACCCCUUUGUCCUCCGCGACCUCCUGCCUGCAUCCCUGGGCAGCUACUACCGCUACACAGGUUCUCUGACUACCCCACCCUGUAGCGAGAUUGUAGAGUGGAUUGUCUUCCGGAAGCCUGUCCCCAUCUCUUACCAUCAGCUGGAGGCUUUUUAUUCCAUCUUUACCACGGAGCAGCAAGACCAUGUCAAGUCGGUGGAGUAUCUCAGAAAUAACUUCCGACCGCAGCAGGCUCUGAAUGACAGGGUGGUGUCCAAGUCCGCCAUCAGGGACGCCUGGAACCACGACAUGGCAGACUUCUUAGAAAACCCACUAGGAACAGAAGCAUCUAAAGUUUGCAGCUCUCCACCCAUCCACAUGAAGGUGCAGCCUCUGAACCAGACGGCACUGCAGGUGUCCUGGAGCCAGCCCGAGACCAUCUACCACCCGCCCAUCAUGAACUACAUGAUCUCCUACAGCUGGACCAAGAACGAAGAUGAGAAAGAGAAGACGUUUACAAAGGACAGUGACAAAGACUUGAAAGCCACCAUUAGCCAUGUCUCACCCGAUAGCCUUUACCUGUUCCGAGUCCAGGCCGUGUGUCGGAAUGACAUGCGCAGCGACUUCAGCCAGACGAUGCUCUUCCAAGCUAAUACCACCCGAAUAUUCCAGGGAACCAGGAUUGUGAAAACAGGAGUGCCCACAGCCUCUCCUGCCUCUUCAGCGGACAUGGCCCCCAUCAGCUCGGGGUCUUCCACCUGGACAUCCUCUGGCAUCCCCUUCUCAUUUGUUUCCAUGGCGACUGGGAUGGGCCCCUCCUCCAGUGGAAGCCAAGCCACAGUGGCCUCGGUGGUCACCAGCACGCUCCUUGCGGGCCUGGGGUUCGGGGGGGGCAUCUCCUCCUUCCCCAGCACUGUGUGGCCCACGCGCCUCCCCACGGCGGCCUCCGCCAGCAAGCAGGCGGUGAGGCCAGUGCUUGCGACCACAGAGGCCCUGGCUUCUCCGGGGCCCGACGGCGAUUCGGCACCAACCAAAGACAGCGAGGGAGCAGAGGACGGAGAGAAGGAUGAGAAAAAUGAGAGUGAGGACGGAGAGCGGGAGCACGAGGAGGAGGGGGAGAAGGACUCCGAGAAGAAGGAGAAGAGCGGGGUGACCCAUGCCACCGAGGAGCGGAACCAGACCACACCCACACCCACACCCUCGUCUCCUAACCGGACUGCGGAGGAGGGCGGGCAUCAGACUAUACCAGGGCGCGGGCAGGACCACGCUGCCACCCCCACAGAACAGCCAGGCCGGGCGAGGGACGCUGCCCCAGGCCGGGACUCUGACGUGGUCACCUCCACCCAAGUGCCCCCCACAGCCACAGAGGAACAUUAUGCAGGCAGUGAUCCCAAGAGGCCCGAAAUGCCAUCUAAAAAGCCUGGGUCCCGAGGGGACCGAUUUUCCGAGGAUAGCAAAUUUAUCACUGUCAAUCCAGCAGAAAAGAACACCUCAGGAAUGAUCAGCCGCCCUUCUCCAGGGAGGAUGGAGUGGAUCAUCCCUCUGAUUGUGGUCUCAGCCUUGACCUUCGUGUGCCUCAUCCUCCUCAUUGCUGUCCUCGUUUACUGGAGAGGGUGUAACAAAAUAAAGUCCAAGGGCUUUCCCAGACGUUUCCGUGAAGUGCCUUCUUCUGGGGAGAGAGGAGAGAAGGGGAGCAGAAAAUGUUUCCAGACCGCUCAUUUCUAUGUGGAAGAUAGCAGUUCACCUCGGGUGGUCCCCAAUGAAAGUAUUCCUAUUAUUCCUAUUCCGGAUGAUAUGGAAGCCAUUCCUGUCAAACAGUUCAUCAAACACAUUGGUGAGCUCUAUUCUAAUAACCAGCACGGAUUCUCUGAGGAUUUUGAGGAAGUCCAGCGCUGCACGGCUGAUAUGAACAUCACUGCAGAACAUUCCAAUCAUCCGGAUAACAAGCACAAAAACAGAUACAUCAACAUUUUAGCAUAUGAUCACAGUAGGGUGAAGUUAAGACCUUUACCAGGAAAAGAUUCUAAGCACAGCGACUACAUUAAUGCAAACUAUGUCGACGGUUACAACAAAGCAAAAGCCUACAUUGCCACCCAGGGACCUUUAAAGUCUACAUUUGAAGAUUUCUGGAGGAUGAUUUGGGAACAGAAUACUGGAAUCAUCAUCAUGAUUACAAACCUUGUGGAGAAAGGAAGACGAAAAUGUGAUCAGUAUUGGCCAACAGAGAAUAGUGAGGAGUAUGGGAACAUUAUUGUUACACUGAAGAGCACAAAAGUACACGCCUGCUACACUAUUCGUCGUUUUUCAAUCAGAAAUACAAAAGUGAAAAAGGGCCAGAAGGGAAAUCCCAAGGGUCGUCAGAACGAGAGGACGGUGAUCCAGUAUCACUACACACAGUGGCCUGACAUGGGAGUUCCCGAGUAUGCCCUCCCAGUCCUGACCUUCGUGAGGAGAUCCUCGGCAGCCCGGGUGCCAGACAUGGGCCCCGUGCUGGUGCACUGCAGUGCUGGCGUGGGCAGGACGGGCACCUACAUUGUGAUAGACAGCAUGCUGCAGCAGAUCAAAGAUAAAAGCACAGUCAAUGUCCUGGGAUUCCUGAAGCAUAUCAGGACACAGCGCAACUACCUCGUCCAGACGGAGGAGCAGUACAUUUUCAUCCAUGAUGCCUUGCUGGAAGCCAUUCUUGGAAAGGAGACUGAAGUAGCUUCAAAUCAGCUGCAUAGCUAUGUCAACAGCAUCCUCAUACCCGGAGUAGGAGGCAAGACCCGACUGGAAAAACAAUUCAAGCUUGUGACACAGUGUAAUGCAAAAUACGUGGAAUGCUUUAGCGCUCAGAAAGAGUGCAACAAAGAAAAGAACAGAAACUCCUCCGUUGUGCCAUCGGAGCGUGCCCGAGUGGGUCUUGCGCCAUUGCCCGGAAUGAAAGGCACGGAUUACAUUAACGCUUCUUACAUCAUGGGCUAUUACAGGAGCAAUGAAUUCAUCAUAACCCAGCAUCCUCUGCCGCAUACUACGAAGGAUUUCUGGCGAAUGAUUUGGGAUCAUAAUGCACAGAUCAUUGUCAUGCUGCCAGACAACCAGAGCUUGGCGGAAGAUGAGUUUGUGUAUUGGCCAAGUCGAGAAGAAUCCAUGAACUGUGAGGCCUUUACUGUCACCCUUAUCAGCAAAGACAGACUGUGCCUCUCUAACGAAGAACAAAUUAUCAUUCAUGACUUUAUCCUUGAAGCUACGCAGGAUGACUAUGUCCUUGAAGUGCGGCACUUCCAGUGUCCCAAAUGGCCUAACCCAGAUGCCCCGAUAAGCAGUACCUUUGAACUGAUCAACGUCAUCAAGGAAGAGGCCUUAACAAGGGAUGGCCCCACCAUUGUUCAUGAUGAGUACGGAGCAGUUUCAGCAGGAAUGCUAUGUGCCCUUACUACCCUGUCCCAGCAGCUGGAGAAUGAAAACGCUGUGGAUGUGUUUCAGGUUGCAAAGAUGAUCAAUCUUAUGAGACCUGGAGUAUUCACAGACAUUGAACAAUACCAGUUCGUCUAUAAAGCAAUGCUCAGCUUGGUCAGCACUAAAGAAAAUGGAAACGGUCCCAUGACAGUGGACAAAAACGGUGCUGUUCUUAUUGCAGAUGAAUCGGACCCUGCAGAGAGCAUGGAGUCUCUGGUGUGACUGGAAUCCUGAAAGGGCACUUAAUUUGUAAACUUCUGAAGACAGAACUUUUUUGAGGCCUUUUUUGCCAGACUCUAGGUUAUACAAUAACCCAGUUACUUUUUUACACUGAUAAAAGUUUUGAUAUUUAUUUUUUGCCAUUUUAUGUCUUAAUGGUAUCCUACUGAGCAUUUGCACCUCUGUUCAUUUCACAGUGAAACGCAAUUUUACCUAGUUUGCACUAUAUGAUCAGUGUUACUGCCUAUAAUCUAAUACUAAAGCAAACCCUGAUGUGACAUUCCAUGACAACAUGCUACUUUUUAGUUCAGUAUGAUGAAGGCCCUUGUCGUGACAGUGAAUCUUGAUUUUGUCAUUGUUGCUAACGCAGUCGCUCUACUAGCAGGCAAAGCUGUACUUCUCCUCGGUCCUCCCUCCUCUUCUUCAGGCACUGUUCGAUGCUGAAUGCCUUCUGUAUUUUAGUGGCGUGGGUGAGCAUUGUUUUCUUUUACAGAAUAGGCUGUUGGGAGCUACUGAGAGGGUCUGUCAACAUUAUGGCAUUGAAAUGAUUCCAUUUUUGAUGGUUAAGAAAUUCAUUAAGAAAUGAGAAGGCUUAAGAGUUGCUUCAUGUGAACAUCUCUUAUUAGUUACAAAGUUAUAUUCACAGCUUUCGAAAAUGUGUCAAAAUAAAGGAUAACUCUGUAUUACAGCUUUCAUAGUAGCUAUGUGGACAGUGUGUGUUCUUUUCCUUUUUGACUCCUGGAAAUAGCUACACCCUAAAAUCAGGGUUAUCUUUUACUGUAGCAAGAUAGCAAUGUUUUCCACAACUCAGUUAUGAGAACCUUAAAUUAAUCCCUACUAAUGCUUCUUGGUUUAUAAUGCCAUACCUCACUUAUUGCAGGUGUAUAAUUUUGAAACUAGUUCUCUAAAAAUCCCCUUACUCAUAUAGCAAUGUAAUAAAAACUACCUAUACAGUUAACAUUCUUUCCUUUUUUGCCAAACAUUUCAUAAUAAGUUUCUUAAGUACAUACAUUCUUCUAUGGAAGGUUAAAUUGAAAAUACUGUAUUAGCAAAAGUCUUGGGACUACUUAAAUUUCCAGACAUGGAUAGAUCUCUUUGGGAACAAGACAAUUAGAACCUUGAACAAAAGGUGAUAUCUACAUUUUCAGGUAGUUAUAAAAGGAGACAGCUUCGAAUGCUUUUCUGUAGUUUAGUCUCUAGAACAUACACACUUCAGUAAAAGAUGCUGAUAAAUCAUUGGAGAGCCCAAGGAAGUUAUUUGGUCCAGCCUCGGGAACCAUAUUCACCCUGUAGUACAUAAUGGAAAAUUAGGAAUAUUAAGAAAUUUGAAUAGAGUUUGUUAGAAAAAUAAGCUACUUGUUGAAAUCUAUUUCUUCUAUUGCAUGUUUGCUUUUGAGCAUCGGCUUCUAUCAAACUUGAUAUCACCAGAACUGGGCCUAUUAGGAACAGUUUGGCUUAUUUUUUAUGCCAACAACUUGAACAGAAAGACCACAGUGACGGCUAUCAUACUUUCAGGGUGGGCGUUAAAGCCUGAAUGAUGUUUAGCACUGCAGUUCUAUUCAUCGUGAGUUGGCCUACAUGGUGUUUGUAAGUUGCUAAGGAGUUGCUAAGGAGAGAGGGUCUGUGGACCAAGUCCAGGGGUUUCAAUGCAUAGGCCAGGACAACAGAGUUUUCAUGAACUACAUAAUCAUCAGGGUUAAUCGUGUCUUCUCAUCACACAGAUUUAACUACAAAAAAAAUAGUCUCCUUUUUAAGAACUAUGGAGGCUAUCUUCAGAAAAAGUGUUCCAGUGAACAAAGUUUGCAAAGUCGUGUGUGUUAGAUGACACAGACGCCUUUACAGUCCCUCUGCUCCCACCAGGAGUGACUCUCUGCCUAACACAAGGAAAGCUUGAAUGUAGGAACCCUACUACUGCCAGGAGGCUGAAGGGACUUAGGAAGGGAAAAGUUUCAGAUGACAGCAAGAGCUAGAGAUUUUUAGUCAAUUAAGUGGGGUAUUUUAGUUGUGCAGGGUGUUGACAUGAGCUAAUGUUUUUCAGUAGAUAGUACAGUGGCUUUGACAUUCAGAAGUAAUAUUUGAAUCAGAAUUCAUGGUCUCUCCUACAGUCAUUUUUUCUUAAUAAACACUGUUUAGGAGGCAAAUAGCAAGUAUUCCCUUCUGUGCUGUCUACAGAGGGCUCAGUGCAUUGAAAUGCAUACCCUCCAACAUGGUUUUGUGACUCUCUCUUACAUGUGUAUCAGAAUAAUGAUAAAACAGACAGCUAGUAAAUAGGAUGGAAACAUGAUGAAGAUGGCUUCAAAGUUCUCUGUGAGCAAUCUGUACCCCUACUGCAGACAUGAACCAAAGUCUACAGAUCUGAACUCACUGAACUGUGAGCAACACCUGUUAGCCCAUCUUGCCAAAGUGGUCCAGACCCACUACCCGGAGCACAGUUAUCUUUAGUCCUUCACCUUCACCAGAGUGCAUCCUCAACUGUUAUUCAUUCUUCAUUGGCACAAAAAUUAAUUUACAUUUUAUUCCAGAGGCAGAGCGUUUCAAAGAUGGUGUUUGAACACAUUGCUUAAGGACAUGACAAGGGUUUUACCACUUGUCUCAAGGGGAAAGGAAAUCGUUCUUAGAAGUCAGUGUGUGCUACUUUAACCAAGUAAGCUGUGUGUUUGAACAGGAUGCACACAUCAUUCAAAACUGAAUGGCUGUGAGUAGACCAGGUAGCUGUGCUGGACAUCCGAGACAGCUCCUUACCAUCAGGAGAACUUUCUCGCGCCGGACAGCCUCGAUACCAAUCUUUUAUGCUGAAAAAAGUUAACAUCUGGAUUUCAAAAAGAUGAAGAGUAGAUCACUGGUUUUCCUAAUUUUUUUUUUUUUUUUAAUGACUUGGAGAUUUUAGAGUCCAUUUCAAGUAGAAGAGUCCAGGAAGGACAGAGAAGGGUUAUGGUGUUCAAGGUCUGGCUGUUGGAGUGUUUAGCCCAGAGUGACAUUGAAAUCAGUAAAUAACCUUAAUUAUUAUUUUCUAAUGACAGCACAACUGCCUUGUUGCCAUUUUUUCCUUAAAUGCAUAUAUACUAUAUUUAAAAUUAAAAUAUAGAUACCAAUUUACCAAAGAUACAUAUUACUAAUUCUAAGCAAAAAAUAAAGAGACCCAAUCUCAUCCUAACUUAAGAGAAAAGUAAUCAAAAUGUAGUUAUUUUAAGGAUUUAGCAGUUAUACUGGAAAAUACAUUUUCAACUCCUAGGUUCCAAAACUUCUGUUCACAUGGUGCCAGUGAAUUUUUAUAUGAAGGGAAAAAUGCCUGUUUUUUUUUUUUUUUUUUUU